Penicillium brasilianum is the source of this 1635-nucleotide messenger RNA. The record is from the annotation of a GenBank genome assembly. Lineage: Eukaryota; Fungi; Ascomycota; Eurotiomycetes; Eurotiales; Aspergillaceae.
AUGUCUGUGGACAAUAACGAUGUCGACCCGGCAUGGCCCCCUGGGACCGUGAGGCUUGAGGACAUUUCUCCUUCGACGGAAGGAGCGGCAGUGAUCUUCGAGCCAAAACCAUCCAGCGAUCCAAAUGAUCCGUUGAACUGGCCACAAUGGAGGAAAUAUGUGAACUUCGGUUUUGUUUCUUACUAUGUUAUGAUGGUACUUGCGCUCAUCGAUGUCGCGACCGUCACAUGGAGUCCAGUGAAUGCCGAGUUGGGCUUCAGCUUUGUUUUGCUAAACGACAGUUAUGCUGCCGGGUGUGGAGCGCUUUGCAUCGGGGCUGUAAUUCUCGUCCCUUUCGCUCUCAAGUUCGGAAGACGACCCAUAUACGUGCUCAGCACUGCUGCCCAAUGUGGUAUCAGUAUUUGGUCUGCCCGUAUGCAAAAUGUGGCAGACCUGAUGCUGGUCAACAUAUUGAGUUGUAUCGUCGGCGCUCUAGCAGAAGUCCUGGUGCAGAUGACGGUGGCGGAUAUGUUCUUCGUGCAUGAGAGGGGACUUAUGAAUACGUUGUAUUAUUGGGUGACGACUGUAGGAGUCACGCUGGCGCCACUGGCCGGUGGGUAUAUUACUCUUUCUCAGGGCUGGCGCUGGGUGUGGUGGUGGAUGGCCAUUCUAUUUGGAGUCGGGCUCAUCGCCUUUGUCUUUUUCUACGAAGAGACGAUGUUUUUGGCGCCGUCUAUCGAUGGAAUCCCUGUCGCUGACAAGUUGGCGCCUCCGCCAGCUUCCGUGAAAGGGGAACACGAAGCCUCUGACUCAAAGGGAGAUCAGCAUGGCCCGCUUCCACAGAUUGUACAAGUGGAGCCUGUGCAAAUUGACUACUCGAUCCCAAAGAAGUCAUACUGGAAGAAAUUGGAAUUAUGGACCAAUUCCCCCAUGUCCUUCGUUGACCUGUUGAAGCACAGCUAUCAACCCUUUUUAAUCAUGUUUAGCAUUCCGGCAGUCUUCUUUAUGGCCUUGGAGUACGGAAUCAUGACCGCUUGCACAACAGUACCGGUGACUACGCUCUCCUCAGUCAUGACUCUCCCACCCUACAAUUUUGGUUCGGCUCAGAUAGGCCUGAUGGGACUUCCACCAUUUAUUGGCACAAGUCUGGCGGCCAUAAUAUGUGGCCCAUUGAGCGAUAAAAUUGCGCUUCGACUUGCGAAGAGAAAUGGGGGCGUGUUUGAGCCCGAGAUGCGCCUCUGGCUUUGCUUGAUAUUCUUGCCUCUUGUCCCAGCAGGCCUCUUCAUGUUUGGAAUCGGCCUGAACAAUGGAUCUCAUUGGCUGCUUCCAGCAUUUGGGUUGGGGAUCAAUGCAUUCGGUGUGGUUCCUGCCAGCAGUGCUGCGCUUACUUACCUGACCGAUGCAUAUACAGAUAUCAUCGCUGAUUCAAUUGUCGGCGUCACUUUCAUUCGUAACUUGAUCUCUACGAUAUUUGUCUUCGCCUUGGCACCAUGGGUCGACCGGGUUGGACUGACGUGGUUCUACGUGACCUUUGGCUUGAUCGUCACUUUCAUUAUGCUUGGGAAUAUUGUCUUUAUUUACUUUGGGAAGUCCUUCAGGGUUCGUGCUGCAGGGAGAUAUCGCCAUUUCAGCGCACUCAAACUUGGAGCAGCGUGA